This is a messenger RNA of Vombatus ursinus (common wombat), 945 nucleotides long. Its product is annotated as olfactory receptor 10AG1-like. Gene Ontology annotation, molecular function: olfactory receptor activity; G protein-coupled receptor activity. The transcript has a single exon. Gene Ontology annotation, biological process: G protein-coupled receptor signaling pathway. Gene Ontology annotation, cellular component: membrane. Lineage: Eukaryota; Metazoa; Chordata; Mammalia; Diprotodontia; Vombatidae. Bases 1 to 945 code for a protein of 314 amino acids. The record is from RefSeq and is a predicted model, not a curated record.
AUGGGAGGAGAAAAUCUCACUGGAAUAACAGAAUUCAUUCUCCUGGGAUUUUCUGAGGUUCCAAAUCUUGAAGCACUCUUAUUUGGGAUUUUUGUUAUCAUCUAUGUGAGUAUACUGACAGGAAAUGGACUCAUCAUUGUAAUAACCAAGUCUGACCCUGCUCUCCAGACCCCCAUGUAUUUUUUCCUUGGAAAUUUUUCCUUUUUGGAAAUUUGUUACACAUCAGUGACUCUCCCCAGAAUGCUGGCAGACCUUUGGUUGCAAAGGAGAAACAUUUCUCUUUCAACCUGUGCUAUCCAACUUGGUUUCUUUCUUAUUCUUGGGGGUACUGAGUGCUUCCUCUUGGCAGUGAUGGCUUAUGACCGUUAUGUGGCCAUUUGUAGACCUCUUUAUUAUCCUUUAAUCAUGAACUACAAAAUGUGUGUCCUGUUGGUGAUUGGCUCCUGGAUCAGUGCAAUUCCACUGCAGGCAGGGUUUACAUAUGAGAUUUUCUCUUUUCCCUUCUGUGGUUCUAACAAACUCAAUCAUGUUUUCUGUGAUGCUCCUCCCUUAGUAAAACUAACAUGUGGGGACAAUUUAUUUAAUGAAUUUCCAGUCUAUGCUAAUGCUGUGCUGUUUGGUAUGUUUCCUCUUCUAUUGAUACUUGUGUCCUACAUUAAAAUAAUCACUACUAUCCUGAAGCUUCCAUCAGCUACAGGGAGAUCCAAAGCCUUCUCUACAUGUUCCUCCCACCUCAUUGUCAUAGGCUUAUUCUUUGGAUCUGCUAUUAUUACAUAUUUACUCCCCAAGUCCAAAGAAUCAGGAGAAACAGAUAAAGUGCUCUCUCUUUUCUAUACCACUGUGACCCCAUUGUUUAAUCCCCUAAUAUAUAGUCUGAGGAACAAGGAUGUCAUUGUGGCAAUGAAGAAAUUAUUACGUAAGUGGCUGGGGUCAUCCAGCAAAUAG